This is a messenger RNA of Suricata suricatta (meerkat), 291 nucleotides long. Its product is annotated as 40S ribosomal protein S27-like. Lineage: Eukaryota; Metazoa; Chordata; Mammalia; Carnivora; Herpestidae. The transcript has a single exon. Gene Ontology annotation, cellular component: cytosolic small ribosomal subunit; ribosome. Bases 1 to 291 code for a protein of 96 amino acids. Gene Ontology annotation, biological process: translation; ribosomal small subunit assembly. The record is from RefSeq and is a predicted model, not a curated record. Gene Ontology annotation, molecular function: RNA binding; structural constituent of ribosome.
AUGAGUUUCCACGGGGGACAGCCUCCCCACAAGAACGUGGCCCUCUCAGAGGUCCUCUUUCAUCUCUCUCCAGAAGAGGAGAAGAGGAAGCACAGGAAGAAGUGCCUAAUGCAGAGCCCCAACUCCUAUUCCAUGGACAGGAAGUGUCCAGGAUGCUACAAAAUCACCACCAUCUUUAGCCAGGCACAAACACUAGUUUUGUGUUUUGGCUGCUCCAUUCUCCUUGGCCAACCUACAGGAGGAAAAGCAAGGCUCACAGAAGGAUGCUCCUUCAGACAGAAGGAGCACUAA